Molecule: messenger RNA, 1170 nt
Organism: Drosophila erecta
Lineage: Eukaryota; Metazoa; Arthropoda; Insecta; Diptera; Drosophilidae
Gene: Ucp4C
Product: mitochondrial uncoupling protein 4C
Exons: 1
Coding region: 99-1106 (335 amino acids)
Biological process (GO): response to cold; transmembrane transport
Source: RefSeq, a predicted model, not a curated record
UGUGUCGUCUACUUUUUGCGACAAGUAACACUUAAAUUGUAGCUUACUAAACACAAAUCGCAAGCGAUUCCAACUACUGACCAAAUUACGAGUUUACAAUGGACAAGGAUGAACGAGAAUACUGGCAUCUUCGAUCCCUAUACAAUGAGGACAUGCCGCGCUUUCCUCCAACAAACGUGGCUGAACCUCUAACCGCUCGCAAUCUGCUUCAACUGUACAUAAACACCUUCAUUGGAGCCAAUCUGGCCGAGUCGUGUGUCUUUCCGCUGGACGUGGCCAAGACCCGCAUGCAGGUGGAUGGCGAGCAGGCCAAGAAGACGGGCUCCACGAUGCCCACUUUCCGGGCCACCCUAAGCAACAUGAUCAAAGUGGAGGGCUUCAAGUCACUAUACGCCGGCUUCUCGGCAAUGGUGACCCGCAAUUUGAUCUUCAACUCGUUGCGCGUGGUCUUAUACGACGUCUUCCGGCGCCCCUUUCUCUACCAGAACGAGCAGAACCAGGAGGUGCUCAGGAUUCACAUGGCGCUGAGCUGCAGCUUCACGGCUGGCUGCAUUGCCCAGGCACUGGCCAAUCCCUUCGACAUCGUCAAGGUGCGAAUGCAGACGGAGGGCCGCCGUCGCCAGCUGGGCUACGAUGUGCGGGUGAACAACAUGGUGCAGGCCUUCGUGGACAUCUAUAGGCGCGGCGGACUGCCCAGCAUGUGGAAGGGCGUGGGGCCCAGUUGCAUGCGCGCCUGCCUGAUGACGACCGGCGAUGUGGGCAGCUACGACAUCAGUAAGCGUACCUUCAAGCGCCUGCUGGACUUGGAGGAGGGCCUGCCGCUGCGCUUCCUGUCCUCCAUGUGCGCCGGGCUAACGGCCUCCGUGCUCAGCACUCCGGCGGAUGUUAUCAAGACGCGUAUGAUGAACCAGCCGGUGGACGAGAGCGGCAAGAAUCUCUACUACAAGAACUCCGUGGACUGCGUCCGGAAACUGGUCAGGGAGGAGGGUGCCCUGAUACUGUACAAGGGCUUCUUUCCCACUUGGUUUCGCCUGGGACCCUUCUCGGUGCUUUUUUGGCUGUCCGUCGAGCAGCUGCGUCAGUGGGAAGGCCAGAGCGGAUUUUAGGAGCACACACUCCGUCUUGGUAUCGUAUUUUGUAAGCCUUUUAGCAAGUAAAAUAUUUAUUGAC